AAUUGUGUAGGUUUUUAUUUUAACAUAGAAAAUCGUGGUAUGGUAGUGAUAUAAGACUGUUUAAAUACUAAUAAAAUUCUCUACCUGCCGGUCAGGGAGGAACGUAAAAUAUGUUUGCUUUGAAACGCAUUCAAAGGAAAGAUUGUCAACUAAUAAACAUUGCUUCACAUGCAGCCAUGUUUCCCAAAGAUUCAUGAACAGACCAUUGGUCCCUAUCAUGUUUCCCAGAAGUAGACAAACGAGAAAAUGUUGUUUUCAAGCCAUGUAUCUCGAAGGUUGAUUGAUAACCAGGCAUGAAACAUUGUUUCCUAGCCGUGUUUCCUAAGGAAACGUAUUUUAUUUGAAAAGAUGCAAGGAACCUUGUAUAUUUCGUGGUCGUUUUCCAGUUUUCCCGGGUAUUUUGAUCUCAAAAGUUGCUGCAGGUGGUACAUGUUGUGAUAAAUGACAACCCGUACGACAGGACGUCAUGCAUGCGAAAUGAUAUCUUCAGUAAUUUAUGAAAUACCUUUGCGUUUUAUUAAUGUUUUUGUGAUUUUUCCUUCAAAAAUGUAUGUAUUAGCGUCCUCGUUUGUUUGAGAAUGCCAGUAUUUGUACGAAUAUGUCAUAGAGAAGUGUUGGUAUUACGGAUGACUAAGGAUUUUCUGUACGUCAGGAUACAGGAUCACGGUGAAAGAACAUUACCUUGAAUCAAGAUGAGUGAAUCAAAAGCAAUUACGAAAAUUUUUUAUCUAUUUUUGUUUGUCUCAUUCUCCAGCGGGUUUGCCAUAAUAUGUUUUACAGAUUUACGAACAUCUCCAGCAGGAAAAAUCAUGCAGUUCAAAGCCAGAGUUUAUCCAUACAGAUGGCAGUUGCGAACGGGUCUACUUUUAUUGCUGUUACUUCUGACUGUCAUGGCAUUUGUUGCUGCAGUUAAAGAAAUACACAGACUAAAUAUCGUGCUAGUUGCUUUCGUAUUUAUUGUACUGAUUGUGGAAAUAUCUCUGGCAGGAAAAUGGUUAACUUGGCGUAAUGAGCAAACUGAGAUUACGAAAGAACAAGGAGAUGGUAAUACAAUGUUACAACAGUAUGGUAUAAACCCGGAAACUACAAAGAUUAUGGAUUAUGUUCAAGCCUCGUACUCAUGCUGUGGUGUGACAGAUUAUCGUGAUUGGGCAAACACGAACUGGGCAGCGCAAGUUCAAAAAAUGAAUGCCGUCCCUACUUCGUGUUGCAAAAUGCCUGGACCAGGUUGUGGUGAUGACCUAGACAUUAAAGAUCCAUUUGAAAACAUUUUUGUGCAAGGUUGUACAACACUUUUAUACUUCAGUAAAACUAGUGUUCAUGAUCAUGGAGGAGUUGGAAUGGCCGUUCUCUUCCUUCAUCUUUGUUCUGUGGUUGCUUGUGUUGUAUUAGCGUGUGCGUUUACCUGUACCAGCGGUCUUAAUCCCCUCCAGGCUCUUGCCGGCGAGGAACCAGAAAAGAAACCUGUUGGUGGCGGAGGUAAAACAGGUAGCCCGAGCAGAAGCCCUAAAAAGCAAGCAAAGUCUGGAAAUAAGAAAAGAAGUGGGGACGAGUUAGAUUUCGAAGAAGAGAACAAAGCUCCAAAAGGAGCAAAAAAUUUAUUGAUCGAUAAAUCAGAACUUGAGAAUGACUUGGAAACAUUGGAUACAAGUGAACCAUAGAUGAUAUGUGGUGUCUUGCUUUGGGGAUAUCCGCUUCAAAUAUACGAUUGAGCGUACUGUUUUCCUUUGAGAAGUUUUUUUAAUUAGGGCGGGUAACUUUAGUCUUUAAACAUCGUGUUUUCUCGUGUGCUGGAUGCGUUGACAAUAUCCGAGACAUCUCAAAUGUACGAUUUGCCUUCGACAGACGAGAAGUACGAUGUUUACGAUAAUAUAAAGUGGAGUGAAGUACUUCAUUUCAGUUUAUAGCACAUCAAUUUAUUACCAUCUGUACACUUGUAAAAUACUUUAUACACUCGUACAAACUAUAUUAUAGGCAGGGGUCGGUCUUUUAACGAGCUCCAGGCAUGAAAA
This is a messenger RNA of Dendronephthya gigantea, 2012 nucleotides long. Its product is annotated as CD63 antigen-like. The record is from RefSeq and is a predicted model, not a curated record. Lineage: Eukaryota; Metazoa; Cnidaria; Anthozoa; Malacalcyonacea; Nephtheidae. Gene Ontology annotation, cellular component: membrane. The transcript is spliced from 3 exons. Bases 693 to 1661 code for a protein of 322 amino acids.